Molecule: messenger RNA, 1344 nt
Organism: Paramuricea clavata
Lineage: Eukaryota; Metazoa; Cnidaria; Anthozoa; Malacalcyonacea; Plexauridae
Source: the annotation of a GenBank genome assembly
AUGAAACGUGCAAGACAAUCACCUCCGGAUGCCGAACCUGUUGAAGAACAUGAUAGUGGUUUUGUUGGGCCGAUGUCAUUAUUUGACACAUUCCCCCAUAAUGAUACAUUUGCUGAAACACGUACUUUAGAGUUACUACCUAACGCUACUACCGAGAAUGCUGAAAUUUAUACAUUUAUGCAUAAUCGUCAAGAUUAUGGUGUAAUUGAUACAGUUGAUGCAAAAAUAUCAGCAAAGUUACGUGUUGCUGUGAUAGCCGGUGGGGCAGCACCCGCCGGUGAUCGGAAUAUAUGUGUUAAUAUGGCACCGUUACGUUACGGGUGGAAAACAAAAGCUGUAUAUUUAAAUAAUCAAUUAAUUACACCGCAAUCAAGUAAGGAAAAUGAACUUGAAUUUACACAUGAUUUUCUAACCACCGUACCUUCAGAGUAUCUCGAUGAUAAAAAUAUUAAUUUAAUGAUCCGCGAUACACCAGGCAAUAUGGAUACAAUCGCAAAUAUCCAUGAUGGUGGUGCGGGUAAUGAUAAUCUGGGUGCUCGAGCAAGAUAUAAUAAAAUAAAUACAGAUGAAGUAUUUCGAUGUAUUGAUAGAAUCGAUGUAUUGGGGCGUGUUAAACGUUACGUGCCUACGUCAGUUGAUAUCAAAGUGGUUUUAACACGGCUGGAUGAAAAUAAAAUGUUGUUUGGUACAGCGGCACAUUGUAGAUUAGUGGAGCUACUUAUGGCAGAUUUGAAAUUAGUCGUUCCGAUUUUAAAACCCAACGCUCAAUUAUCGGCCGCAAUCAAUGAUUUGAUGAUUCAAAAAGGUGAAGAGUGUCGAUAUUAUCGUAUUUCACAUCGUUAUGUUGCAAUCCCAAUUCCUGUGAAUAGCCGUCACAUUCAAUACAAAGAUAUUUUCAAUGGUGCAAGACCGACACGUCUUAUAACAAAAAUUGUAUCGCAAGACCGUUACAACGGCUCGUAUAUAUUGUCACCGUUUUCAACCCCGUUCCCCAAUAUCUCUCGUUUCACUGUAAGCAUCAAUGAAGCUGAAAUACCGCCGGUAAUUACUUGCUCCCAAGAGGCUUACAUCAAUUUACGUCAAAUAUUUGAUCGACGUCAUAGUGAAAUGCCGUGCACGUAUGAUGAAUAUGUAUCAGAUUAUGGUAUGAUUGUUACAGAUCUAUCACCAAAUCGUGAUGGUUUUUCACAAGUUUUACCUAAUUCAACAAGUGGGAAUUUAGGUGUGAAAAUUGAUUUUGCAGAUGAUACAAAUGUGGCACAACAACUCAUUUGUAUGGGUGAAUUUAGAAAUCAAUUAAGCGUUGGUUUUGGCACACAAGCACGUUUAAAAUAUGAUGUAUAA